Messenger RNA from Dermacentor andersoni, 3233 nucleotides. NCBI's taxonomy places the organism in Eukaryota, Metazoa, Arthropoda, Arachnida, Ixodida, Ixodidae. The record is from RefSeq and is a predicted model, not a curated record.
UGUCAGUCGUUCCAUGGCUGCGCGCGAAUGCCGUAAAAUCGUAGGUAAAAUGUAGGAAAUGUUUUACGGUUUACGCGGUGUUUAAAACUGCCAGCGGGCACAAUAACUUUGACAUGGCAAGACGUUUCCAGUUUUACCGUUGGCGGCCUAGCGCUUGACAGAGCUGAUGGAAAUGAAUUUACUCGGUGGAGAGCUAGAAAUUGCGAAGCUGUGGCACAGUUUGUGUGUGCAGCUGACUGGACUUCCUGAAGAUUCGGUCCACAGUUUCUACGAGGGUACUUUAGCGGCUCUUGGAUGCACAUUUGAAAGCUCUCAAGAGGAAGAUGAGACGAAAGUGGCAGAGCAGAUUGUCCAGUCUUUUAUAAGAAAACACAAGGAGAAAGAAGCAGUCCGGUUCUCUGACCUGUACCGAAGGCUUCGAUCUCCGGCACUAGAUGGAGUGCUGUCCAGACGACUAUCUCUGCUCAAGCUUCUCCUUACCCUGCGGGAUGUUGGGGAACACCAAGGGACAACACGACCAACCUUGGGAACUUACCAUCUGAGACGUGUCCAGUCCCAGCCUACACCACGCCCCGAGUUCUGGCCUCCUGACGUGGGUCGUGCAGCAGCUGAGGUGACCCAGGAGCUUUCAGCAUCAGCAGGCCGCACCCAAGUGAUUGGAACGACCAGUCAUGUUGGGCAGAAGGUUCUGCGGGAUGUGCUGUUCUGUCUGCAGGGUGUCUCCAGCAGCUUGGUGCAGUUUCAUGACUUGCCACUGGGUAGUUUCACUGUUGACCCUGAGUGUCAGCUCUCUGGUCCACAACGGCAGAUUGUGCGGAAUCUGGCUGUGCUCGGGCGGCUGCGCAUCCUGGUGGAUGGCUUCUGCCGACCAGAGACGAUGAGACGUGGGCUUCUGUGUGAGGCUUUUGUGGGAGCCUUGCAGGCUGAGAUGGCGGAAUACUACCGGAUACUCGCACUGCUCGAUGCUCAGCUGAACCCCUCUGAAGGAAACGCCGGUGCUUUGACAUUGCCUCGAGUGGUAACAUGGAUGAGCAAGUCCAUGACCAGAUAUCGUUUCCUGGGUGACCUCGUGCAAUUGUGUGCAGAGCUCAAGGGUGGCGAAUUAGCCAGCCGACUCCACGGAUGUCUAGCCAAUGGGGAUCCCGAAGUUAGCGCUCUUGCACGCAGACUCCUUAUUGCGGUGCUUCAACCAUGGUACAACAUGCUUUGCCGAUGGAUCCAGACUGGGCAACUUGAAGAUGUCCAUCAUGAGUUCUUCAUUGCCAUGAACUCGAACAUUUCCGUGGAAAGCCUUUGGCACGACAAGUACUACCUGCGCAAGAGUAUGAUGCCGUCAUUCCUCUCUGAAGAACAGGCCCGGAAGAUUCUUUGCACAGGCAAGGCCGUCAAUUUUUUGCAUCAUGUUUGCCAAAAUUUGCCGCAGCAAGCAGACCUGCCUCCACCUCAUGCAGUGGAGUGUCUGUUGGACGGGCAACAAGAGGACUCCUUUCUAGAAUUCCUGGAACAGGCAUACCACACACGCAACUGCCGUGUCCUCUCUGUGUUCAACACUGAGUUCAAGUUCAAGGAGCACCUGCAGGCCUUGCGACAAUUUCUUCUGCUGGGUCAAGGAGACUUUGUCCGCCACCUGAUGGAUGUAUUAGAUGAGCAGCUUAGUCAGCCUGCGCAGCUCUUGCGUGACCACUCCCUGAAGGCAGCCUUGGAUGAGGCGGUGCGCACCACCAACGCACAGUUUGUGGACCCUGAGAUGCUGAAGCGGCUUGAAAUACAACUCCUCGAUAUAAACCCGGGUGACACUGGCUGGGAUGUGUUCAGCCUUUUCUACCGCGUCGAUGGACCUAUCGGCAUGGUAUUCACGCCAUACUGCAUGUCAGUGUACCUGCGUCUCUUCAACCACAUGUGGAGGACCAAGCACAUGGAGUAUGUAGCCACAGCAGCUUGGAUGCAGCAGACCAUCGACCUGAAGGUCAAGAACCGCCAACAUGCUACUGAGAGCCGAUGCAUGCUUCACCAGUGCCACAUUCUGCUCUCGGAGAUGAUUCACUUCAUGCAACAGGUCCAGUACUACAUGGUUUUUGAGGUGAUAGAGUGUGCAUGGGCCGAGCUGGAAUCGCGUGUGGAGCAGGCACAAGACUUGGACCAAGUCAUCCAUGCUCAUGACGACUUCUUAGCGGCCCUGAUGACCAGGGCACUGCUUGAGCCAGAGUCACGGGAUAUUCUUUCCCAACUUCGUUCCAUCUUCGACCAAGUGCUUCGCUUCAAAGAAGUGCAGGGGGAGCUGCUUUCCCAGCUGACCAGUGGCACCAGCAGCCUGCGGGCCCAGGCUUCUCUCCGAAUGAUCUCUGACUCCUACCAGCGUUUAGUGCAGGACUUUCUGCUGAGCCUGUCCCGGCAUGACGACACCAACCUUCAAGGACUAGGCUUCCGACUGGACUUCUCUGAGUUCUACAACAGGCAGAAUGUACAGCUUCGGACCUCAAUGACUUUCCACAGCCGUCGACAGUACCAAGGGUCCAGUGUUCAAGUUUAAGAGAUGCAACUGCUGCCUACCUGCCAUGCAAUGUUACCACCAGCUGCCAGCACACAGUUAAGGCAUAAGUUCCAUUUUAAACGCCCUUAACCUUUUCAAGUAAUGCCUUCUGAAGAGCAGGCACACAAGAAGAUGCCCACUUUGACCUUCAUUUGGAGCUGAAGGAACUGUAAGCAAGAUACUGCAAUGUUUUGAUGUAGGUGUACACAGUGAACUUUUUUAAGCAUGGGUUUAUGUGAAAAAACAUUGACGAUCAGCCGAGCUUUUGUGCUUCUUACAGCGGAGUGAUUGCCUUCUUAGUCUGUAUGUUUAUAAUUGUGCAACAGUCCUAAAUAAAGACCAUAUAAAGCCAACAGGCAAUGGAGCCGAGGAAAGCAUAGGGGUAAUUAGCUGUGGUAUAAAUUUAAACAUAGAAAAUAAUGAAGAAAAGAGAAAUGAAAAUGAAUGAAAAAGAUAACUUGUUGCCGAUGAGGACUGAGCUUACAGCCUUCACAUUACAUAUUACUGGCAACAAGUUAUCUUUCUCGUCCACUUUCAUUUCUCUUUAUUAUUUUCUACAUUUGAUUUCUGUGACAGCUAAUUACCCCUAUGCUUUCCUGGGCUUCACUGCCUGUUGGCUUUAUACGGUCAUGGUUUAAAAAAGUCUGAGCCCCUCUGUUUUCCUUCUUCGCGUUCAGUCCUAAAUAAAAUAAUACUUCUUGGA